Molecule: messenger RNA, 1982 nt
Organism: Fukomys damarensis (Damara mole-rat)
Lineage: Eukaryota; Metazoa; Chordata; Mammalia; Rodentia; Bathyergidae
Gene: Cdca7
Product: cell division cycle associated 7
Exons: 13
Coding region: 1-1746 (581 amino acids)
Biological process (GO): regulation of DNA-templated transcription
Cellular component (GO): nucleus
Source: RefSeq, a predicted model, not a curated record
AUGUGCUUGAGUUAUCCGCGGGGGGCAGGGGGCGGGGCGGGCGGGGGCGGGGGCUCUGCGGUCACUGCCCAGGUGGAAUGGGCCCGGGCUUCCAGCCUGCGGAAACCAGUCUUUCUCCUUCCUGCGGGUUUGCAUUUCCUCAUCCGGAAAAUGCAGAAGGAUCUCAGAGUAAAGAAUGUAAAGAAAUUCAGAUAUAUGAAGUUGAUUUCCAUGGAAAUGUCAUCAUCCUCUGAUGACAGUUGUGACAGCUUUGCUUCUGAUAAUUUUGCAAACACGAAACCUAAAUUCAGGUCAGAUAUCAGUGAAGAACUGGCAAAUGUUUUUUAUGAGGACUCUGAUAAUGAAUCUUUCUGCGGCUUUUCAGAAAGUGAGGUGCAAGAUGUGUUAGACCAUUGUGGAUUUUUACAGAAACCAAGGCCAGAUGUCACUAACGAACUGGCCAGUAUUUUUCAUGCCGACUCUGACGAUGAAUCAUUUUGCGGUUUCUCAGAGAGUGAGAUACAAGAUGGAAUGAGACUGCAGUCAGGCCGAGAGGGCUGCAGGACCCGCAGCCAGGCCAGACCCUCCGGCCCUCUCAUGGUGGCCAUGAAAUUCCCAGUGCGGAGCACCAGGGGGGCAGCCAACAAAAAGAUGUUGCCCCCACAGCCCUUGGAGAAUUCUGCCACCAAUUCCAAUUCUGAUUCAGAAGAUGAAAGUGGCAUGAACUUUCUGGAAAAAAGAGCCUUAAAUAUAAAGCAAAACAAAGCCAUGCUUGCAAAACUCAUGUCAGAAUUAGAAAGUUUUCCUGGUUCAUUCUCCAGAAGACCUUUCCCAGGACCAAGAUCAUUGAAGACACCCCGAAGGCGGACAUUCCCAGGUGUGGCUUCACGGAGGAGGAACCCAGAGCGGAGAGCCCGGCCACUUACCAGGUCCAGGUCUCGGAUCCUGGGGUCCCUCAGUGUUCUCCCCACUGAAGAGGAGGAGGAUGAGGAGGAUGACAAGUACAUGCUCGUGAGAAAAAGGAAGGCCUUGGACGCAUUGGACGAUGACAUACCCAGAGGUCGUCGCCCAGGAGCCAUGACCCUUCCGCAUAUAAUUCGUCCAGUGGAAGAGAUCACUGAGGACGAGUUGGAGAACAUCUGCAGCAACUCUCGAGAGAAGAUCUAUAACCGCUCACUGGGAUCUACUUGCCAUCAGUGCCGUCAGAAGACUAUUGAUACCAAAACAAACUGUAGAAACCCAGACUGCUGGGGUAUCCGAGGCCAAUUCUGUGGUCCCUGCCUUCGAAACCGUUAUGGUGAGGAGGUGAAGGAUGCACUGCUGGACCCGGACUGGCACUGCCCACCUUGUCGAGGGAUCUGUAACUGCAGUUUUUGUCGCCAGCGAGAUGGACGGUGUGCGACUGGGGUCCUUGUGUAUUUAGCGAAGUACCAUGGCUUCGGGAAUGUGCAUGCCUACCUGAAGAGUCCUCAGGUGUCCGAGGAGCCCAGUGGUUUGUGUGAUGGGCACAGCCCCGCCUCUGUGAGGCUCACAGCGUGGCAGCGCAGACACGGAACAAAGACUCCUACAGAACAACGCACCAUGCCCGCGGGGAAGAAAGGGGACGGUGGCCUUGCCUGGUUUGAGAAAGUGAUGCUGAAGAGAGCACACAGACAUUUAUCAAAUAUCUGCCAGAAGCCAGACCAGGAAAAGGCAUCUGGGUUACCAAACCAACUAAGACAGAGGCUGCAUCUCAAGAAGUUUAUCAUCUUCUGGGGACACAGAUGAGUUACCAGGCCAGCAAGGGAUACCACCAAGGCACGAGUGCCACAGGGGCUAGAUAUACUUCUGUGUAACAGCACUGAUGAUGAUUAUAAGGGAAAGGGAUUAUGCACGAUAGCAUCACAUUACGUACCAUGUGUGACCAUGUCCUGCCUGCGGAGAGACAGCCAUCAAGAGACACGAAUCAGUGGCCAGUUCUCCCUCAUGGGGACCUCCUUGCACAUUAGCUCCUCCUUCCAAAA